UGCGAUUGGCUCGCUGGGAGGCGGGACCUGGGCGGGGCGUCAGAGGCGGUGUCAGGGGAGGCGCUGGCUCCAGAGAUGGCAGUGAGCGAGAGGAGGGGGCUCGCCCGCGGGAGCCCCUCGGAUUGGGGCCGGCGGCUCGUCCUGCUGCUGCUCUGGGGCUGCUGCUCGGGACGCAUCCAUCGGCUGGCGUUGACGGGCGAGAAGCGAGCAGACAUCCAACUGAACAGCUUUGGUUUCUAUACCAAUGGGUCCCUGGAGGUGGACCUGAGCCUUCUGCGGCUGGGCAUCCCGGAGAAGGAAGAGAAGAUCCCAAAGGUGGGGUUCAGCCUGACCCGGGUUCGAUCUGGCAGCAUUCGAACCUACUCCAACCCAGACCCCCUCGACUGUCCUCUUCAGAAAAAUAGCAGCAGCUUCCUGGUCCUUUUCCUAAUCGACAGGAAGGAGCAUCGAGUCCAAGUACGAAAGUAUGGGGAGCAGAAGAAACUGUUCAUUUUUCCUGGACUCCUACCGGAAACGCCCCCUGAACCAGAGCUCCCAAAACCAACAGCACAUCUGGCUGUGGAAACUUCCAAGGUGGAGGGCGCUCCAGAGAGCAAAGCCGAGGUGCCAGCCAAAGUGAAUUUAAAGCCCACGAUGCCUGCAGGGAGACAGCAGACCCCCAGCAGGGAGGAUACAGAGCAGGUGCUGGACCUGAGCCAUCAAAAUAACACCUACAACUUCAGCUUCCAUGUGGUGAUCGGCGCCAGCUCUGAGGAGGGCCAGUACAAUCUCAACUUCCACAAUUGCCACAACCUGGACCCCAACAAGGGUCAGCCCUUUGACAUCACAGUCAUGAUCCGGGAGAAGAAUCCCAAUGGCUUCCUGUCUGCCUCGGAGAUGCCGCUCUUCAGCCUCUACAUGGUCAUGGCCGCCUGCUUCCUGGCCGCGGGCAUCUUCUGGGUGUCCGUCCUCUGCCGGAACACGUACAAUGUCUACAAGAUCCACUGGCUCAUGGCGGCCCUGGCCUUCACCAAAAGCAUCUCCUUGCUGUUCCAUAGUAUCAACUACUACUUCAUCAACACCCAGGGCCGCCCCAUUGAGGGCCUCGCUGUCAUGCAUUACAUCACGCACCUGCUGAAGGGGGCCCUCCUCUUCAUCACCAUCGCACUCAUCGGCUCCGGCUGGGCCUUCGUCAAGUACGUGCUGUCCGACAAGGAGAAAAAGAUCUUCGGCAUCGUGAUUCCGCUGCAGGUCCUGGCCAAUGUCGCCUACAUUGUCAUUGAGUCCCGUGAGGAGGGGACCAGUGACUACAUGCUCUGGAAGGAGAUUCUCUUUCUGGUGGACCUCAUCUGCUGCGGGACCAUCCUCUUCCCGGUGGUCUGGUCCAUUCGGCAUCUCCAGGACGCCUCAGGCACUGAUGGGAAAGUGGCAGUGAACCUGGCCAAGCUGAAACUGUUCCGGCAUUACUAUAUCAUGGUCAUCUGCUACGUCUACUUCACGAGGAUCAUCGCCAUCCUGCUCAGGGUGGCAGUGCCCUUCCAGUGGCAGUGGCUGCACCAGUUCUUGGUGGAGGCCUCCACACUCGCUUUCUUCGUGCUCACCGGCUACAAGUUCCAGCCAGCAGGGGACAACCCCUACCUGCAGCUGCCCCAGGAGGAUGAGGAGGAUGUGCAGAUGGAGCAAGUAAUGACGGAUUCUGGAUUCCGGGAAGGCCUGUCCAAAGUCAACCAGACCUCGAGUGGGCGAUAGCUGUUGUGAUCACCACUAGCCACCACGGUCGGACUUGACCUCCUAGCACCUCUCUAUACACGUCCCUGCUCUUCUCAAAGCAUGAGUAAAGAUGAGAGCCAUAGCCCUGUGCCCACACAGGGGCCCCCACACGAGUCUCCAGAGCCCCUUAAGACAGACAGGAACACCCUCCUUUGCCCCCCAAAGACCCCAUCGCCCAGUCCGGCGACUCCCCCAUACUCCCCAUCGCCCAGCUAUACGAUAAUGACAGAUCUUUUUGCUA
Molecule: messenger RNA, 1990 nt
Organism: Suncus etruscus (white-toothed pygmy shrew)
Lineage: Eukaryota; Metazoa; Chordata; Mammalia; Eulipotyphla; Soricidae
Gene: GPR108
Product: G protein-coupled receptor 108
Exons: 18
Coding region: 76-1728 (550 amino acids)
Biological process (GO): transport
Cellular component (GO): Golgi apparatus; membrane
Source: RefSeq, a predicted model, not a curated record